UUGUCCACCUGUGUAAAUUUGAAUGUCUGUGCUGGCGUUGAUAUAAAUAGCAAGAAGUUGGAAUCAAUCAACUCAUUCCGUCCCCGGCACCUGUUAAAGAAAGACCAUGGCGUUCAAGGUUUUCCUGAUUUUCGGGUUAGUGGCUCUGAGCCGAGCUGGUGCCGCGCCUUCUGGCUUCCACUACCCUUCUGCUAACCUGGCCUACAACCAGCUGGGAGCGGUCAACUUGAACGCAAGGCUCUACAACCCCCACCACCAGUACCUGACGCACCAGCCUCUGGUCCAGUCGCCAGUUCUGAUCGCUCACAACCAGCACCAGCAUGAAGUGGCCGCUCCUCUGCACACUGCUGCCACCCUCACCUACCCUGUCCAAACGGCAGUCCAUCAGGUCCCUCAUCAACCCAUCGAUUACUAUACCUACCCCAAGUACAGUUUCGGCUACGGCGUGAAUGACCCUCACACUGGUGACCAGAAGAGCCAGUGGGAAACUCGUGACGGAGACGUGGUCAAGGGCGAGUACAGCCUUGUGGAGCCCGAUGGUUCGAUCCGAGUGGUCAGCUACACGGCUGACGCUGUCAACGGCUUCAACGCUGUCGUCAAGAAAAUUGGGAAGAACGUCCAUUCCUCUCCUGUAAUCUACGCCCAGUAAAUGCUCUUAUUGCCCUCUUUUUGGGAACAAUAAAAAUACACAUUCUUAUCCCUUAA
Messenger RNA from Cloeon dipterum, 705 nucleotides. Its product is annotated as cuticle protein 19-like. The record is from RefSeq and is a predicted model, not a curated record. Gene Ontology annotation, cellular component: extracellular matrix. Lineage: Eukaryota; Metazoa; Arthropoda; Insecta; Ephemeroptera; Baetidae. The transcript has 3 exons. The coding region runs from base 107 to 649 and encodes 180 amino acids.